CCGAGGGGGGAGCUGAGGCCGCAGUAGCGUCUGGGCGGCGGCAGGCGAAGGUGUUAGCCAUGGGCUCCGUGCUGCGCCUCUCCUUCCUGCUCCUCCUGGGGCUCGCCGGCCCCGCGGCUACGCUCGCCGGCUAUAUCGAGGCACUCGCAGCCAAUGCUGGGACAGGGUUUGCAGUGGCAGAGCCUCAGAUUGCCAUGUUCUGUGGGAAGCUAAAUAUGCAUGUGAAUAUCCAGACUGGCAAAUGGGAACCUGACACUUCUGGGACCAAGAGCUGCUUUGGAAGAAAGGAGGAGAUCCUGCAGUACUGCCAGGAGAUGUAUCCAGACCUGCAGAUCACAAACGUGGUGGAAGCCAAUCAACCUGUCAGCAUCGACAGCUGGUGCAAGAGGGGCAAGAAACAGUGCAAGGACCACACUCACAUUGUGGUGCCCUACAAGUGCCUGGUGGGUGAGUUUGUCAGUGAUGUCCUGCUGGUGCCAGAGAAGUGCCGAUUCUUCCACAAGGAGCGGAUGGACAUCUGUGAAAGCCACCAGCACUGGCACACAGUGGCAAAAGAGGCCUGCCUGACAGAAGGGAUGAUCCUGCACAGCUAUGGCAUGCUGCUGCCCUGCGGAGUAGACCAGUUCCAUGGGACAGAAUAUGUUUGCUGCCCUCAGACCAAGGUGGUGGAUCAGGCUCUGUCCAAAGAGGAAGAGGAUGAAGAUGAGGAUGAAGACUAUGACCUCUAUAAAAGCGAGUUCCCUACAGAGGCAGGUGUAGAAGACUUCACAGGAACAGCUGUGGAGGAGGAUGAAGAUGAGGAAGACGAGGGUGAAGAGGAGGAGGAGGACGUGGUGGAAGACUAUUAUGAUAGCUACAAAGUGGAUGAUUACAACGAGGAGACCCCCACAGAGCCUAGCAGCGACAAAGCUGCCUCUGAGAAGGAAGUCAGCAGCGAUAUGAAAUCUGUCUGCUCCCAGGAGGCGAUGACAGGGCCCUGCCGGGCUGUGGUGCCUCGUUGGUACUUCGACCCUAACAAGAGAAAGUGCAUUCGCUUUAUAUAUGGAGGCUGCGGAGGCAACAGGAACAAUUUUGAGUCAGAGGAGUAUUGUAUGGCUGUGUGUAAAAAGAUGAUGCCAACUGAUGAUGUGGAUGUGUACUUUGAAACCCCUGCUGAUGACAACGAGCAUGCUCGCUUCCAGAAGGCCAAGGAGCAGCUGGAGGUCAGGCACCACAACCGCAUGGACCGGGUGAAAAAGGAAUGGGAGGAAGCAGAACACCAGGCUGUAAACCUCCCCAAGGCAGAGAGGCAGACUCUCAUUCAGCACUUCCAGGCAAUGGUGAAGUCCCUGGAGAAGGAGGCAGCGAGUGAGAAGCAGCAGCUGGUGGAGACUCACCUGGCUCGUGUGGAGGCCAUGCUGAACGAUCGCCGCCGCAUCGCGCUGGAGAACUACCUGGCUGCUCUGCAGGCUGACCCCCCCAGGCCCCACCGCAUCCUGCAAGCUCUGAGGCGCUACGUCCGCGCCGAGAACAAGGACCGGCUGCACACCAUCCGCCACUACCAGCACGUCCUGGCAGUCGACCCAGAAAAGGCUGCACAGAUGAAAUCUCAGGUGAUGACACAUCUCCAUGUGAUCGAGGAGCGGAUGAAUCAAAGCCUCUCUCUGCUCUACAAGGUGCCAUAUGUGGCUGAAGAAAUCCAGGAUGACAUUGAUGAGCUGCUGCAGGAGCAGCGUGCAGACAUGGACCAGUUCACAUCCUCUGUCUCUGAGUCGCAGGUGGAUGUCAGGGUGAGCUCCGAGGAGAGCGAAGAGCUUCCCCUGGAGGGCAAACCCUUCCGUCCCUUCCAGGUGAAAACCUUCCCAGCCUUGCCUGAGAAAGAAGAUCCUCAGCCGGAUUUGUACCACCCAAUGAAAAAAGGGUCUGGCAUGACUGAGCUGGAUGGGCUGAUUGGCGCCGAGGAGAAAGUGAUCAACAGCAAGAACAAGGUGGAUGAAAACGUGGUCAUUGAUGAAACCCUCGACGUGAAGGAGAUGAUUUUCAACGCGGAGCGCGUCGGGGGGCUGGUGGACGAGCCGGAUAACGACAACUCCCUCCGGGAUGACUUCAGCUUCAGCAGCAGUGCCCUGAUUGGUCUGUUGGUGAUUGCUGUUGCCAUAGCUACUGUCAUAGUCAUCAGCUUGGUGAUGCUGAGGAAGAGGCAGUACGGGACCAUCAGCCAUGGAAUUGUGGAGGUUGACCCCAUGCUCACCCCAGAAGAGAGGCAUCUGAGCAAGAUGCAGAACCAUGGCUACGAGAACCCCACUUACAAAUACCUGGAGCAGAUGCAGAUAUAAGAGAGCUGAAGAUACAACAGCCCUGACUGGGAGAGAGGAGCAGCCAGGGCAGGAGGGCCAAAGGGGUCCAGCAGUUUGGAUCAACUACUGACCAACAGUUGCUUCAAGAGGACUUCAUCUUACAUUCAGAACUCCUGGAUCAUUAAGACUAUAAUUACUACUGUAGAGUUGCAAUUUCCAUUCUUUUAAAUGGGUGAAGAAAUGCUAAUAUAAGGAUAUGAGGAUAUAUAAAUCUCCUUUAAAUGGGAAAAAAAAAAACAAACAAAGGAUUUAUUGCAGAUAUUUGACUGAGAUGUAGGGUUUGGGGUUUUUUUUUUUUCCCCUCUUUGUGUUUUUGUUAAGGAAUCUGGGAAACAACCAACAAAACCAAACCACUUCUGUUGUGCUGUUGUCUGAUGCAAGCUCUCUCUCUCUCUCUCUCUCUCUCUAUCUAUAUAUAUAUAUAACAAAAAAAGCCCAUGGGAACUGAUGAUUUUUAUUCCCACCUGUAUAUUGAGGGUCAUUUGUACCAGCCCCAGCCUUGGGAAGAGGUGACAGUUGUGGCUCUUUAGUCAGUUUGGCUUUUUUAUAUAUAUAUAUAUAUAUAUAUAAAGCAGGAUUUGAUUUGAUUCUCCUUUUUGUUUCUUUUGGGUUUGGGGUUGUUGGGGUUUUUUUUUUUAAGUGAAUAAGUUGCAAAGAGAUUAAUUUAGGGAUAGCCUAGGGAAGCAAUUGGGAAUGGUAACUAACAAGGCCUUGAGAUGAGAGGCAAAAUGACGAGAAAGAGAUGAACAAAAGAGAAAAGGAAACCAACCUCAUCCUCACAUGCCAGUGGUGUGCAGCCUGCUGCUUAGCGGUGUGGGCUCUAGGAGUGGAGGCUCCCUGGAGGCAAGGAGUUAAAAGGCUUCUAGCAUCUCUUGUUUGAUAGUUCUAGUGGAAUGUUAGGCCAUGGUUUGUGCAUACUGGGGGUCUGCACACUCCCCUGCCAGAUUCAGUUUAGCUUCUAGAGGUGGAAGUUCCUGGUCUUGAAUUUAACUCUUGCUUUCCUGACCCAGUUUCCUUCGGUAGCUCACCUGGCGUUAACAGCCCCCAACUUGCUACUGCUCUCUAACCUUCCCCAGCUCUCCUGCCUCACCAGCCUGGGUAAGUAGUGAAGGGCUGCAGAGGGGGUUCCAGCCUCAGCAUCCCUCUGGAUGACCUUUUUUGCCCCUUUGGGUGUUUGCCCAGCAAUGACAAAUCACUGCAAUAAUCAGGACCUUGGGAGCUGGCGAAGGUGGAGUUGGCUUGGAGUGGGGAGGGGAGAGGGGGGAGAAGUUUGCUGCUUUAAGGGAAAUGGGAUGCAUAGGCCCUGGCCCCCUCCCCCCCAGACAAAACCAGAACAAAAAGGGUGUUGUUCACUCACCAUCAUGUCUUUGUAAUGCUUGUAUAGUUGGUGUUAAUGCUCACAGCUUUUUUAAAUCUGGAGGUUCUGGUAACCUGUGGUGUAUUUUUUUCUAUUAUUUCCCCCCCCCCCUCUUCCCCCUGUGACUUUUAGUUUAAUUUCUUUUGGUUUGGUUUUUGGGUUUGUUUUUUUCACCCCCCCACCCCUUCCCCCUUCCGUGUCUCUUCCCACUAUGCACAGAUUUACCUGCAAACUCCUUAGUGUGGUCUGUGGGGAAUGUACAAAGUUUAAACACAUCAAUAAACACUUUAACUUCCA
This is a messenger RNA of Pogoniulus pusillus (Red-fronted tinkerbird), 3990 nucleotides long. RefSeq names its product amyloid beta precursor like protein 2 (gene APLP2). Gene Ontology annotation, cellular component: membrane. Lineage: Eukaryota; Metazoa; Chordata; Aves; Piciformes; Lybiidae. Bases 60 to 2315 code for a protein of 751 amino acids. Gene Ontology annotation, molecular function: serine-type endopeptidase inhibitor activity; heparin binding; transition metal ion binding. The transcript is spliced from 18 exons. The record is from RefSeq and is a predicted model, not a curated record. Gene Ontology annotation, biological process: central nervous system development; axonogenesis.